This is a messenger RNA of Antechinus flavipes (yellow-footed antechinus), 5811 nucleotides long. RefSeq names its product collagen type XVII alpha 1 chain (gene COL17A1). Lineage: Eukaryota; Metazoa; Chordata; Mammalia; Dasyuromorphia; Dasyuridae. The transcript has 57 exons. Bases 252 to 4787 code for a protein of 1511 amino acids. The record is from RefSeq and is a predicted model, not a curated record.
UUAUAAACCAAGCCACACCUUUGUCUGGACUUGUUUGGGAGCAGAGUUACUGAAAGAAAAAAGAGGGAGGAGGGAGAAAGAAGCCAGCAUAUUUGAAAGAUCACUCAGCCAUAACACACCUUUGCUGGGGCGGGAUAAAAAGUGUUCGCUGCACAUUUUUAGAAGAAGAAGAAAACAUCAGGGGAAAAGAGAGGGGGGCCAUCUAAAGCAGUUCUCCAUUCCUUCAGGAAAGCAAUCCAGGUGGCUAUGAUAUGGAUGGAACCAAGAAAGGCCGGAGAGAAGGCUCUGAAGUUACAGAAAGAGUUAUCACUGAAACAGUAACCACAAGACUUACAUCUUUGCCACCAAAAGGAGGAACCAGCAAUGGAUAUGCUAAAACGUCAUCUCUCACUGGAGGGAGUAGGCUGGAAAAGCAGAGUUUAACACAUGGCAGCAGUGGCUAUAUAAAUUCUACUGGAAGUUUAAGAGGGAAUGCUUCUACAUCCAGCUACAGGAGGGCUCAGUCUCCUGCCUCUACACUCCCGAAUUCACCAGGCUCAACCUUUGAAAGGAAAAGUCACGUCACCCGCCAUGCAACAUAUGAAGGGAGCUCCAGUGGGAAUUCUUCUCCAGAAUACCCUCGGAAGGAACUUGGAUCUUCUUCCACCAGAGGACGGAGCCAGACUCGAGAGAGUGAAAUUCGUGUUCGCCUGCAAAGUGCUUCCCCAUCUACCAGAUGGACAGAAUUGGAUGAUGUGAAACGUUUGCUCAAGGGAAGCCGAUCAGCCAGUGCAAGUCCCACUCGGAACUCCUCCAACACACUUCCCAUCCCCAAGAAAGCCACUGUGGAAACCAAGAUGGUGACCGAGAGCUCUCAGUCAGUAUCAGGCACUUAUGACACGACUAUCGUGGAUGCUAACCUCCCCUCCUACAUGUGGUCCUCCACCUUGCCUGCGGGUUCAUCCAUGGGAGCUUAUCACAACAACAUGACAGCCCAGAGUUCUUCCCUUCUCAAUACAAAUGCUUAUUCAACAGGAUCAGUGUUUGGUGUUCCCAACAAUAUGGCUUCCUGCUCACCUACUCUCCACCCUGGGCUCAGCACCUGCUCCUCAGUGUUUGGUGUCCAGAACAACUUGGCUCCCAGCUCCUCCGCUCUGGCCCACGGAACCACCACCACCACCACUUCUACAGUGUACGGUGUAAAGAAAAACACAACCCAGUCCCCUGCUGUUGUAAGCACAGGUGUGAGCACUUCUGCAGUAGGUACCACCGGUUCCUACAGCGACGAUCUGCUACGCAAGGACUGCAAGUUCUUGCUGCUGGAGAAAGACAAUGCCCCAGCCAAGAAAGAGAUGGAGUUGCUUAUCAUGACCAAGGACAGCGGGAAGGUCUUCACUGCUUCCACCACCGGGCUCAGUACAACUUCAUUCUCAGAAGACACUUUGAAGAAAGACAAGCAAGCAAUCUCAUCCUCCUAUGCGUCUGACUCCUGUGUCAAGUCUGAAGCUAACGGAGGCCUGAAGGUCGCAUCCACCAAGGACAAAGCCACGUACGCAGAAAUCCAAGGGGACGACCGUGGUUUCGGUGGUACAGGAGGAGGAGGAGGAGGCGGCGGCGGCGGGGGAGUAGGAUUUGGGGCUGCCCCUGCCUGGUGUCCCUGUGGCUCCUGCUGUAGCUGGUGGAAGUGGCUACUGGGCCUGCUCCUGGCCUGGCUGUUACUUCUUGGAUUGCUUUUCGGACUCAUUGCUUUGGCGGAGGAGGUGAGGAAGCUGAGAGCUCGUGUGGAUGACCUGGAGAAGAUCAACACGAGCAUGUUUAAACACGAAGACCGGAUCAGCAAAGACCGAAGCUACGCUGUCUCUCACGUUGGCGGGGGGACCGGGGAGCUGGACAGCCACAACCAGGAGGCUCUCUGGGCUUUUGUGAAAAGCAGGCUGCUGCUGGAACAGGAAAAAGGAAAUCUUCGAGGAAACCCUGGACCAAAAGGUGAUAUGGGAAUACAAGGUCCAAAAGGAGACCGAGGGCUUAUUGGAGUUCCAGGUGUCCCAGGGAUUAUGGGCCAUCCAGGCCCAGAAGGACCAAAGGGACAGAAAGGCAGUGUGGGGGAACCUGGCCUGGAGGGAAUCAAAGGUCAGAGAGGACAAGAAGGUCCAUCAGGGCCUCGUGGUGAACCAGGACCCCCUGGGUCUGGAGAGAAAGGAGACAGAGGUGUUCCUGGUAAUCCAGGUCCUCACGGCCCCCCUGGUGUCCCUGGAUCUGUUGGUCCCAAAGGUUCCAUGGGUGCCCCAGGACCUCAGGGUCCCUCAGGUCCUUCUGGUAUCCAAGGCUUCAGAGGAGAAGCUGGUCUCCCUGGUGCCAAAGGUGAGAGAGGACCAAUGGGACCCCCAGGACCCAAAGGGGAUCCGGGCGAGAAAGGAUCUCGAGGUCUCACAGGAGAACCUGGCUUAAGAGGUCUUCCUGGUGCAACCGGUGAACCUGGGGCUAAAGGAGCAGUGGGUCCAGCUGGUCCAGAUGGACACCAAGGCCCAAGAGGUGAACAAGGUAUUACAGGGAUGCCUGGAAUCCGUGGCCCACCAGGACCAGCAGGAGAAGGAGGAAAACCAGGCCUCACAGGACCCCAAGGACCUCCAGGACUUCCUGGGACCCCAGGCCGACCAGGAGUUAAAGGUGAUACGGGCACUCCAGGCAGGAUUGUUACUUCAGAGGGAACAUCAACAGUCACUGUUCCAGGGCCUCCAGGACCACCAGGAUCCAUGGGACCCCCAGGUCCACCUGGCCUUCCAGGACCUAUUGGCCCGGCUGGUCUCCCAGGACAGCAAGGUCCCCGAGGGGAGAGAGGCAUCCCAGGGGAAUCAGUGAUUGAAAGCAGUUCUUCUUCGGGGGUUGUUUCGGCUCCUCACACUGCUCAAUUGCAAGGACCCCCAGGACCCCCAGGACCUCCAGGACCACCAGGAGCUUCCAUCACAGGCCCUCCAGGACCCCGAGGUCCAGCAGGGGAAGGCCUGCCAGGACCACCUGGACCUCCUGGAAGUUUCCUUACAAACUCAGAAACCUUCUUCUCUGGUCCCCCUGGCCCACCUGGGCCCCCUGGCCCCAAGGGAGAGCAAGGUUCUCCUGGACCACGAGGAUACCAAGGGGACCCCGGCCUUCCAGGACUCUCUGUCUCAGGUUCAGACACUCUGGGAGUCGCUCUACAAGGUCCACCUGGCCCACCUGGUAUUCAGGGAGUUCCAGGGCCUAAGGGUGACAAAGGCGACCCUGGUGUCCCAGGUGCUCCUGGAAUCCCCGGAAGCCCCUCUCGAGGAGGAUCAUCAAGUUCUAGAGGACUCCCAGGCCCCCCUGGUCCCCCUGGCCCCCCUGGUUCCAUCAGCAGUUCCAGAAGGGAGAUUCAGCAGUACAUCUCUGAUUACAUACAAAGUGACAGCAUCAGAAGUCACCUGUCAGGAAUUCAGGGUCCCCCUGGUCCUCCAGGGCCUCCAGGACCUGUCACCACCAUUAGUGGGGAAACUUUUGACUACACCGAGCUGGCAAGUCGAGUCAUGAACUACAUACGGAAUUCUGGGUACAAUUCAGGCUCCUUUUCCUCUAUUUCCUCUGAAGACAUCCUGCUUGUGUUGCAAAGAGAAGAAGUGCGCCAAUAUCUCCAGCAAUAUCUGAUGGGUUCUCGUGGACCUUCUGGACCAUCAGGAGCUGGUGGAGACGGGUUCCUACAGUCUCUGGACUACGAAGAGCUGACCAACCGCAUCCUAAGCUACAUGAGAAGUACUGGGAUUAGCAUUGGACUCCCAGGUCCCCCGGGGCCCCCGGGUCUUCCAGGAACUUCCUACCAGGAGCUGUUGUCUCUGCUCCGAGGAUCUGAAUUCAGCGGCAUUGUCGGACCCCCUGGACCCCCAGGACCCCCAGGACCUUCUGGCAGCUCCUGGUCCAGUCUCAGUAUGGAAGAGCUUUCAUCUUACCUGCAGAGCGCAGGCCUCUCCUCAGUCUCGGGCCCUCCUGGCCCCCCCGGUCCUCCAGGCCCGCGCGGACCUCCUGGGGUUUCAGCAGCCCUGGCAACCUAUGCGACCGAGAACAGCGAUAGUUUCCGGAGCGAGCUCAUCAGCUACCUCACGAGUCCGGAUGUCCGGAGCUUCAUCGUGGGACCUCCGGGCCCCCCCGGGCCUCAGGGCCCUCCAGGAGACAGUCGGCUAGGGGAGGCCGGCGGCUACUACGGCCGGGGCGGCAGCAGCUCCUACGGCUCUUCCGCCAGCCGCAGUACCUCCUACAGCUCCUCCCUGGGGCUAGGAGGAUCCAACGGAGGAGCCUCCUUAGGUGGCGGAGCGGCCUACGGAGCGGCCUUGGGCGACGGCGGCCCCUAUGGCACAGACGUGGGCGCUGGCGGAGGCGGCGCGUACGGCCCUGACGGCCGAGCCUUCGGUGCGGGCUUCGCUGGGGAUCUGGAUUACAACGAACUGGCCGUGCGCGUGUCAGAGAGUCUGCAGCGUCAGGGUUUGCUACAAGAUAUGGCUUACACUGUACAAGGACCUCCAGGCCAGCCUGGGCCCCAGGGCCCUCCCGGCAUCAGCAAAGUAUUUGCAACCUACAGCAAUGUGACUGAGGACCUCAUGGACUUCUUCCGAAUCUAUGGAACAAUUCCAGGACCAAAGGGAGACACAGGGUUUCCAGGACCCAAAGGUGAAAGAGGACCAGCUGGUAAUCCUGGUAGACCCGGACCUCCAGGCCCCAGAGGACAAAAAGGAGACAAGGGAGAUAAAGGAGAACAAGUCUAUGUUGGCAGGAGGAAGAGGAGAAGCAUUGCUGUCAAACCAUAAAGACAGAUUCACUCAAUAUUAAAGCAUGCUGAGCUCGUUCCUGGACAAGGGUGGGCUAAAAGUCUACUAGCUUCCUUUUAGGACAUCUUAGUCAAACAACCAAAUAGUCUGGGUCAAGAAAUAUAAGUCUCAUAAUUUGACAUGGCCUCACUGCUGCUGACUUUGGCUCUGUGGGUAAUUCCUGAGGCUGGAUAAACCUAAAGUAACAUUUUGGGGACAUAGCUAGUCCUUAGUCCCGAGCUCAUAUUUCAUAGCCACUUGGGAGUUUACAACAAACACUUCCCAAGUGCCAAUCAAGGGAAAUAAUGGACUCAAAUUAUCCUGUGCCUUUCAGUCAUGAUUCCAGGGAUUUUUUACCUUUGCUUUGCCUUAACUUUUAACUGGUUUUGAGUUGAAGAGACAGCGAGUCUUCUUUCUUGAAGUAGUUCUUGGUGGUGGGUGGCUUCACAGCUUUGUCCCAGUUAACAUGUCUAAAGUGUUUUGGGCUGUCCCCUGCCUGUGUUUCUAUUUGCUCUCCCUAGUCAAAGAGAAGAGAGCUAAGGAAAACGGAUCCACUUAAGUUACUGGGAAGACUAGAAAGCCACAGAAUUCAAUUCUCCUCUAGGAGGAGAUACACAGUUAAGCAGGGUUUCCAAUUUUUAUUAUUUCUUUUGAAUACAUUGUGUUUUUACUUGAACAAGAAAAAGUAACAUAUAUUUGACUAUCAUCUGACACCAAACAUCUUAUCUUCAUUUCCAUGAGCUCGUUAAGUUUUUAAUACACUAGAUACAAAAAGAGGUGACCAAAGAGCUCAUGGCAGAACUGGGGACCAAAGAUACUAGACAUUGAACAAAUUUCUUCAGUUCCAAAAUGCCUACCUACUUCUAACUAUGGGGGGAUGUGUGGGAAGCAGGGAGAACUGUCAGGAUCAGAUGAAUUUAAGCACCUUUAAAAAUUUUUUUUAACUUUUAAAACAUCUGUAUGUGGUCAAGUUGAAGUUGUUUCAAUUGUUAAUUUCCAAUUAAAAUGUAUUAAUUAUACAAUA